GAGCAGCUGGGACGGCAUCGAUCUCAUAUACGUUUGCUGUGAAUGGCUCGGCGCAGCUUGACGUUCCGUCCUGCUCGGCAUCAGCAACAGACCAAGUGGAGUGGAAGAGCGGUAACGUGCGUUUAGUGAAAGGAAAACCUGCCGACGCUUCGAAAUCCAAGCUGGAUACAAAAUGUAACUGUAAAAUAAUGCCGAACGGAGCCCUGCACCUCCAACGCCUGGUGAGGGAGGGGGACUACAAAGUAGAAGUGCACAACGAGAAAGGAGAACUGAGGUGUUCCGGAACAGUGUCGGCCAAAACACAAUAUCCGGUGGACCAGCCGUUCAUGAACCACACGUGUAAAGGGAAGAAACAGGCAGAAGUGGGUUGUUUUAUCUCUCGGGGAUCGGAUCUGGAAUUACAUCUGAAACAGGACAACAAAAAAACGGUGCCGCUGAAAGGGAAAUCGCUGAUCAUUUUUGGGUGGAGCAAUCAGUCCACAAACGUGACCUGUACCGCCAGCAACCUAGUCAGCCAGACCUCCAUUUCCAUCAUCAUCAACUGCGAAGGAGACGUGGUAGACUGGUACAUCUACCUGGCCGCCGCCGCCGGAGGAGUGGCCUUCAUUAUCUUCAUUGCCCUCAUCGUGUACAGCGUGAGAACGUGCCGAAGGCCAAAGCGGGAAAGAGCCGAGGAGACCAUGUACUGCAACGACCGGAGGCAGGUCAUCCAGGAGCGUCAGCUGCCGCAGCCCCCCGUCCAGGCCAGCGCUCCCCCGCCAAGUUACUACACCACCGAUGAAACCGAAGACGUCUCCUCCGAAAGGCCGCCGACCCAAAGACUGGAGGCGCCGGAGGCCGCACCGACGGGCAAGAAAGCUCGAAGGCCGAGACCCCCCGAGCCCCCUAAUGGGCAGCCGGAGAGCGUUCUGCUUAACCCCCAGGGCCCGGCUCCGCAACAGACGAAGCCAGCCCUGCCGGGAAAUCACCCCAAGGAUCAAGCACCAAAGCCGACGCCGCGCACCAAGUCCAAACCGACACGGCAGAACCGGAAGAGACACUAG
This is a messenger RNA of Nanorana parkeri, 1043 nucleotides long. RefSeq names its product CD2 molecule (gene CD2). The annotation marks the transcript as partial. The transcript is spliced from 4 exons. The record is from RefSeq and is a predicted model, not a curated record. NCBI's taxonomy places the organism in Eukaryota, Metazoa, Chordata, Amphibia, Anura, Dicroglossidae.